UCAUUCAACGAAGAAGAAGCAAAGGGCGGCCUUCACCGACAGCAGUAGCCAAGUUCUUUUUAGCUAAAACGAAAAAAUAAUUUCUCCUCCCCCUACUAUAUACAGACUUAAGGGUUGUUUGGAAUUAAGACCCAUUCAUGUGCAGCCGAAGGAAAGGGUAUUGAACUACGCAGAUAUGUCCGGGGCCUUUCGGGACAGAAGAAGUCGCUGGCAAGAGAUUCAGAAAGGCCUUCAGUUUAUUCAAUCAACUCUUCCAUUUCCUGGAAGCCAAGAGCAGUAUGAGGUGUUUAUAAAGGACCUCGUGUGGAAUCUGUUUGGAGAAGGGAAUGACGUUUUUAGAGAAGGGGACUGGACUAAAUCUAUUGAGAUGUACACAGAAGCACUGAGCAUAGCAGAGUACGCCGACUCAGAAGAAAUCUGUAUUCCAACAAGUUUACUGGAAAAACUGUAUGCAAACCGGGCUGCUGCGUACCUCAAUAUUGUUCCGGGACUGUUUGACCAAGCACUAGAAGACUGUGAAAAGGCUCUCCAGUUAAACGAGGGAAACUACAAAGCACUGUACAGAAAAGCAAAAGCCUUGAAAGAGAUGGGGAGACAUCAAGAGGCCUAUGAGGCUGUUGCCAAAUGUUCUCUUGCAGUGCCUCAGGAUUCCAAUGUCACACAGCUGACUCAGGACCUUGCCAAAAUUUUGGGGUUAAAAAUCCGUAAAGCUUAUGUAAGAAGUAAGCCUGCCUUGAAUGUUUUGCGUGGAUCAAGUUAUCAAGAUGCAUCUUGUGACAAAUUUUCUCAUGGUUCACCUUCAGUCGAAGAUAUAGAAAUUGAAGUGCCUCCGUUUACCCAGGAUAGCAGUGUUUUGGUCCCUGCUUCCGCUCCAGUCCAACCCCCAGUAGCAGUACACCCUCCUCUAAAUGAAUCAGUGGUUGAUGAUCUUUCUCCUAGCAACAGUGUCGUAUCUGAGCCGCCUGGUUUCGAGUCUGUCCCCCCGCCUGUAUCUGCGUCCACGUCAGUUCCUCUUUCUGUUCACAAGUUUGUAAACGGCUGUCGAACCAGCAAGCCUCAUCCAGCUCUCGAACCUGAUCAGGAUUUUGAUGCAGACAUCAUCGGGGAUGACCUGGAUGAUCUUCUGGACCAAGCUGGUUCUGAAUCAGGCAUGAUUAUUCCCACUGUAAAGGGGCCCCUUCCUUUACCAACCAGUAUUUCCUCGAGUAGUUCUAUAUCAAGCCCAUUCAUGAUGCCUACCCGUGAACCCGUGAACCCGUUUCUGCACCUCAGUAGCCAGCAGUGCACUGUAACUCUGCCUCCUCUGUAUAACAAGUCAGGGUCAAGCACAUAUUUUGGUAUGGACACUUUUGACUCUCUGGCAUCACCACUGGACUCUCUUGAUAGUCUCUCUAUAGCAGACUACAAAUCAGAUUAUGUUCCCAGUUCCUUCAUGCCACAGCUCAAUAAUAACACACCAAUGGGGAUGGCAGUGGGUAUGCCUGAAGUGAAGGACCUACCUGCAGCUGUGGAUUUAGCAAAGAACCCUUUAGCUGAAACACAUGAAUUCAAGCAAGCCUGCUGUGUAUGCUACGUCAGAACAGGUCCUGGAGUGUUGGAUUACGCGCUUCAUACUGAAGACCAUAAAUGCAAAAAGGAUGUAUUACUUGGCAGAAUCAAGCAUUCAUCUGACAAAAUGUGGAAGCACAUUCGACCCCGACCAACUAAAACUCAAUAUGUUGGACCUUAUUACAUUUGCAAAGAGGUGGCUGUUGGAAAAGAGUGCCUAUACCCCGGCCACUGCACAUUUGCAUACUGUCAGGAGGAAAUUGAUGUUUGGACUCUGGAGCGGAAAGGAUUUAUCUCCAGAGAGCUGCUCUUUGAUCCUUUUGGACCAAACUCUAACAUCAGACUGACUGUCCCCAAGAUCUUACAGGAACAUCGUGGGACAUUCAUGUUCCUCUGUGGGGUGUGCUUUGACCACAAGCCAAGAAUAAUCAGCAAAACCAACAAAGAUGACCCUUCACUUUGUUCUCAUCCCGUCACAAAGCAUCACUUUGAAGAUCAUAAGUGCCUAGUCCACAUUUUGAAGGAGAACUCGGUUCGCUAUUCCAAAAUCAGACCUUUGAGUCCUCAGUGCCAGCUGGAUCUUUGUCGACACGAAGUCCGCUACGGCUGCGUGAGAGAAGACGAGUGUUUCUACGCCCACAGCCUCAUCGAGUUAAAAGUGUGGAUGAUGCAGCACGAGCUCGGUAUCUCUCAUGAAAGUAUUGUUCAAGAGGCAAAAAAGUAUUGGACUGCAACAGAUUCAUUGCAAGGAGCUCAGUUUUCUACCGUUCAGAGGCGGUUUGGUCCUCCUAAUCUAAAGAUGAUGUUUGUUUGUGGCCAGUGUUGGAGGAACGGCCAACUAUGUGAAGCUGAUAAAAAUAAAAAGUAUUGCACAGCCAAGGCAAGACACACGUGGGCAAAAGACAGACGAGUUGUGCUUGUAAGUUCCCAUGAAAGGAAAAAGUGGACAACAGUAAGACCACUUCCAACCAAAAAACCCAUCCCAUCUCAGUUUGAGAUUUGCAUGCAUGUGACAGCUGGCAAGAAGUGUCAAUACAUUGGGAAUUGCACAUUUGCUCACAGUGUAGAAGAGAGAGACCUGUGGACCUACAUGAAGGAAAGCAACAUUCCAGAUAUGGAUCAACUUUAUGAACAGUGGCUGCUGUCUCAGAAGCCUGGGUGGGGUGAGGAGAUGACCAAUAAUUCAUUCAGAGAGAACGGCAAACAGAUUCACAUGCCAACAGACUACGCUGAGGAAGUGGCUGGCAAUCAUUGUUGGCUGUGUGGUAAAAACUGCAACAGUGAGAAGCAGUGGCAGCAGCACAUCACUUCAGAGAAACACAAGGAGAGAGUUUUCAACUCCGAGGACGAUCAGAACUGCUGGCAGUACAGAUUUCCCACCGGCACUUUCAAAGUUUGUGAGAGAUUCCUCAAAGGCACGUGCACAGAGGAUGACUUGUGUAAACUGGCUCACGGGGAGCAGGAGCUGAAAGAAUGGAGGGAGCGCAGAGAAUUCCUUUUGAUGAAACUUGCCAAAGCCACAAAAGACCAUCUUAUAGCACCAAAUGACAAUGACUUUGGAAAAUACAGUUUUCUGCUUAAAGACAUUAAAUAAUGACGUGAUGAGAAUAAUAUUCAUGCCCCUUUGCAAAUAAUGCAGUAUUCAAACAGUCCUGGGUCAGGUUCUUUUUGAGGGCCUCUGCUGAGCACAGGAUGUAAUCUGACCACAGCAUGAUUUUAAAACGAAGGGCGAUCAGGACCGUCCCUCUGAUUGGUGGCUGGUUUUCUCUGAUCUCACCUGCAGUGUUCUCAUCAUCAGUAACAAAGAUUCAGAGACACCUGAAGUUUUGCUGCGCAUCGUUCUGCAGAACCCCUGAAAACCAUCUCAAAACAGCAUGUUUAACUUUGAUUAGACAUGUUCAGAUUACUAGUUAACCUAAAAAAAGAAGUUUUUUUUUUU
This is a messenger RNA of Nematolebias whitei (Rio pearlfish), 3487 nucleotides long. RefSeq names its product zinc finger CCCH-type containing 7A (gene zc3h7a). The transcript has 23 exons. Gene Ontology annotation, biological process: miRNA processing. Bases 176 to 3142 code for a protein of 988 amino acids. Gene Ontology annotation, molecular function: protein binding; metal ion binding; miRNA binding. NCBI's taxonomy places the organism in Eukaryota, Metazoa, Chordata, Actinopteri, Cyprinodontiformes, Rivulidae. The record is from RefSeq and is a predicted model, not a curated record.